Messenger RNA from Lacerta agilis (Sand lizard), 1594 nucleotides. It is a transcript of the gene DRAM1, whose product is annotated as DNA damage regulated autophagy modulator 1. Bases 289 to 1080 code for a protein of 263 amino acids. The record is from RefSeq and is a predicted model, not a curated record. Gene Ontology annotation, biological process: regulation of autophagy. NCBI's taxonomy places the organism in Eukaryota, Metazoa, Chordata, Lepidosauria, Squamata, Lacertidae. Gene Ontology annotation, cellular component: lysosome. The transcript is spliced from 7 exons.
AAGGGGGUCGGACUGACUGAGCUGCGAAGAGAAGCAACUCGGAGGAGGAAGCUGCAGAAGAAAGCGAGGGGCUUGUCGUGUUUCCGCGUGUCCUGGCUCUCUUCCACGGAGCUCGUGGAGUUUGCUUUGUUUAAAGUGCGAGGAGGGAGAAAAGGCGUCUGUGCGCGCGCGCGCGGCGGCGUCUCUGGUCUCCCAAUUAAAGUUUUGUGACUUCAGGCGCUUUGUGACUUCACUCGCCUGCCAGGCUGCUCUCCGCUUCCGUGAGCCGGGGCGGCCUCUCUUGCCUCCAUGCCUGGCGGCGGGGAGAGGCAGCCGCUGAUCCCUAGGGGGCGCCGCUGGCGGUGGCAGCAUCCGCAGCACAGGAUGCCCUGCUGCACGCAAGGAGCGGCCUUCGUUCCGACGCUGCUGGUCGUCUGGUCUUCGGCCUCCUUCAUCAUCUCCUACGUGAUCGCGGUCCUCGAAGGCCACGUGGAGCCGCUGUUCCCGUACAUCAGUGAUACAGGAGCAAAACCUCCAGAAAGUGGUAUUUUUGGAUUUAUGAUUAACAUUUCAGCAUUCCUAGGUGCAGUUACGAUGUAUGCAAGAUACCUAAUUGUCAAGGAGCAAAAUGAAGUGACACGUUUUAUUUCCCCCUGUUUCAAUUUACUAGCACUGUUUGUUGGAUGGAUAGGUUGUGUUGGAAUGGGCAUUGUUGCAAGCUUUCAGGAGCUAGCAGUUCCUGCUGUCCACGAUGGAGGUGCUCUUUUAGCUUUUGUGUCUGGCGCUCUGUACAUUGUGCUUCAGACUGUAAUCUCUUACAAGUCAUAUCCACAAUGGAGCAGUUUGUGUACGUGUCACACAAGGCUGCUGUUCUCUGUAAUGACUUGGGUAGCUAUCAUUCCCAUGAUUGCGUGUGCUUCACUAGUUUCCAUAACAAAGAUUGAGUGGAAUCCAGGUGAAAAGGAUUACGUGUUUCAUUUUGUGAGUGCAAUCUGCGAAUGGGUAGUAGCCUUCAGUUUUGUUUUCUUCUUCUUAACUUUCAUCGGAGAUUUUCAGGGAGUUACAAUACGGAUAUCAACAGAGCUACAUGGAAACCUAUGACCACUUCUUAUAGUUUGGAUCAUAGAAGCUGGAGUUGAGGGCAUUAAAGAAACUGUUGGGGAGACUCCAGAAUGGUAAAAUCUGGUGUGACACAAACCUGGUGGAUCAACGUUGCAAGUUGCAUAAUCAUAGUCAAGGGAGAGACUAUUUUUACUUUUACUAAUAUCCCCAUGUGCCUUGUUUCCCCUUUUAAACCUAUGUAUUUUUUAAAUACUUCUUUCCAGUUUUAUUUUUUAAAUGGGAACGUCUGAAAAAUGUUAACUUCUGCGGGAAAAAAGAGGAAGAGACGUUCCUCCUCGACAACUGUUGCCUUCUUUCUAUUUGUUGGAAGUCAAGAUGGCCUCAAAGUAACUCAGGCUGCAGUCUGGUGAACUCGGUCCCAUUGGUGAACUUGGUGGGGCUUUCUUUCAACUGACUGUGCUUAAGAUUGCGUUUUAAAAUGCCUAGUAUUCAUUGUGGAUAGUAAUGUCUGCUUUUAUGUAUUAGGAAAUAAACUGGCCCUGAUCUAAAGAGA